This is a messenger RNA of Aspergillus calidoustus, 1356 nucleotides long. Lineage: Eukaryota; Fungi; Ascomycota; Eurotiomycetes; Eurotiales; Aspergillaceae. The record is from the annotation of a GenBank genome assembly.
AUGGUGAAAAUCACAGGCUUCAUCACGCGGGACGUGAGGUUUCCGACCUCCCUCGAUAAAACCGGAUCCGAUGCCAUGAACGCGGCCGGCGACUACUCUUCAGCGUACUGCAUCCUCUACACAGACUCUCCCUACUCCGGACAUGGAAUGACAUUCACCAUCGGCCGCGGCAACGAAAUUGUCUGCUCCGCCAUCGAACUCCUCGCCCCUCUCAUCGUCGGCAAGGACCUCGAGGAACUAACAUCAAACUGGGGCAAGACAUGGCGCUACCUCGUCUCCGACAGCCAACUGCGCUGGAUCGGCCCCGAGAAGGGCGUCAUCCACCUCGCUCUCGGAGCCGUCGUCAACGCCCUCUGGGAUCUUUGGGCCAAGGUCCUCGAUAAGCCUGUCUGGCGCAUCGUCGCGGACAUGACCCCCGAGGAGUAUGUCAGCUGCAUUGAUUUCCGCUACAUCACUGAUGCCAUUACCCCGGAGGAGGCGAUUGCGCUCCUCAAGGAGGUCGAGGGCGGCAAGGCGGAUCGCAUUCGGGAUGCGGAGCAGAGCCGUGCUGUGCCGGCGUACACAACUAGUGCCGGAUGGUUGGGGUACAGUGAGGAGAAGUUGAAGGCCCUCCUGAAGCAGAGUGUCGAGCAGGGCUAUAAGCAUUUCAAGUUGAAAGUUGGCGCGAAUCUUGAGGAUGAUAAGCGGCGCUUGGCUAUUGCCCGUGAUGCAAUUGGCUAUGACAAGGGCAAUAUCCUGAUGGUUGAUGCGAACCAGGUCUGGUCCGUCCCCGAGGCUAUCGAAUGGAUGCAGCACCUCGCCGAAUACAAGCCCUGGUUCAUCGAAGAGCCCACCUCCCCCGACGACAUCCUCGGCCACGCGGCCAUCAAGAAGGCCCUCGAAUCCACCCCAUACGGCCCCAUCGGCGUCGCCACGGGCGAGAUGUGCCAGAACCGCGUCAUCUUCAAGCAGCUCCUGCAGGCAGGCGCCCUCACAGUUCUGCAGGCGGACGCCUGCCGCGUCGGUGGUGUCAACGAGGUCAUGGCCAUUCUCUUACUUGCGCGCAAGUUCGGCGUCCCCAUUGUGCCGCACUCUGGUGGUGUCGGCCUACCCGAGUACACGCAGCACCUGAGCACUAUUGAUUAUGUUGUUGUUAGUGGGAAGAGAAGUGUGUUGGAAUACGUUGACCAUCUGCAUGAGCACUUCUUGCACCCGUCUAGUGUCAAGGAUGGGUACUAUGUUACGCCUAUGGAGGCGGGGUACAGUGUGGAGAUGAAGCCCGAGAGUAUGGACAAGUUUUCGUUCCCCGGUGAGGAGGGCAAGAGUUGGUGGAAGUCGGAGGAGGCCAAGGUUAUCUUGGAGGGGCCUCGGAUAUAA